AUGCAGGGCAAGAAGCCGGGUGGCUCGUCGGGCGGCGGCCGGAGCGGCGAGCUGCAGGGCGACGAGGCGCAGCGGAACAAGAAGAAGAAAAAGAAGGCGUCGUGCUUCUCCAACAUCAAGAUCUUCCUGGUGUCCGAGUGCGCCCUGAUGCUGGCGCAGGGCACGGUGGGCGCCUACCUGGUGAGCGUGCUGACCACCCUGGAGCGCAGGUUCAACCUGCAGAGCGCCGACGUGGGCGUGAUCGCCAGCAGCUUCGAGAUCGGCAACCUGGCGCUCAUCCUGUUCGUGAGCUACUUCGGCGCGCGGGGGCACCGGCCGCGCCUCAUCGGCUGCGGGGGCAUCGUCAUGGCGCUGGGCGCGCUGCUGUCCGCGCUGCCCGAGUUCCUCACGCACCAGUACAAGUACGAGGCGGGCGAGAUCCGCCGCGGCGCCGACAGCCGCGACACGUGCACCGCCAACGGCUCGGGCGAGCGCGGGCCGGACCCCGACCUGGUGUGCCGCACGCGCUCGGCCACCAACAUGAUGUACCUGCUGCUCAUCGGCGCGCAGGUGCUGCUGGGCAUCGGUGCUACCCCCGUGCAGCCCCUGGGGGUCUCCUACAUCGACGACCACGUGCGCAGGAAGGACUCCUCGCUCUACAUAGGAAUCCUGUUCACGAUGCUGGUGUUUGGCCCGGCCUGCGGCUUCAUCCUGGGCUCGUUCUGCACCAAGAUCUACGUGGACGCGGUCUUCAUCGACACAAGCAACCUGGACAUCACGCCCGACGACCCCCGCUGGAUCGGAGCCUGGUGGGGCGGUUUCCUGCUCUGCGGUGCCUUACUCUUCUUCUCCUCGCUCUUGAUGUUCGGGUUCCCACAGUCCCUGCCCCCUCACUCGGACCCCGCCCUGGAGAGCGAGCAGGCCAUGCUCCCUGAGAGAGAGUACGAGAGGCCCAAGCCCAGCAACGGGGUGCUCCGGCACCCCCUGGAGCCCGACAGCAGUGCCUCCUGCCUGCAGCAGCUGAGAGUGAUCCCCAAGGUCACCAGGCACCUGCUCGCCAACCCCGUGUUCACCUGUAUCAUCCUGGCCGCCUGCAUGGAGAUCGCCGUGGUGGCCGGCUUCGCGGCCUUCUUGGGGAAGUACCUGGAGCAGCAGUUCAACCUCACCACCUCCUCCGCCAACCAGCUGCUGGGGAUGACGGCGAUCCCGUGCGCCUGUCUGGGGAUUUUCCUGGGCGGUCUCCUGGUGAAGAAGCUCAGCCUGUCCGCCCUGGGCGCCAUCCGGAUGGCGAUGCUGGUCAACCUGGUGUCCACCGCCUGCUACGUGUCCUUCCUCUUCCUGGGCUGCGACACGGGCCCCGUGGCCGGCGUCACUGUGCCCUAUGGAAACAACUCAGCGCCGGGGACGGCCCUGGCCCCCUACUCCUCCUGCAAUAACAAGUGUGAGUGCCAGACCGACUCCUUCACUCCGGUGUGCGGGGCCGACGGCGUGACCUACCUGUCCGCCUGCUUCGCCGGCUGCACCAGCACGAACCUCACGGGCUGCGCCUGCCUCGCCACUGUGCCCCCCGAGAACGCAACCGUGGUGCACGGGAAGUGCCCCAGCCCCGGCUGCCAGGAGGCCUUCCUCACCUUCCUGUGUGUGAUGUGUGUGUGCAGCAUGAUCGGAGCCAUGGCCCAGACACCCUCCGUCAUCAUCCUCAUCAGGACCGUCAGCCCGGAGCUCAAGUCCUACGCCCUGGGAGUGCUCUUCCUGCUGCUGCGUCUCUUGGGCUUCAUCCCCCCACCGCUCAUCUUUGGGGCCGGCAUCGACUCCACGUGCCUGCUGUGGACCUCCUUCUGCGGGGAGCAGGGCGCCUGCGCGCUCUACGACAACGUGGUCUACCGCUACCUGUACGUGAGCAUCGCCAUCGCGCUCAAGGCCUUCGCCUUCGUGCUGUACACCACAACGUGGCAGUGUCUGCGCAAGAACUACCAGCGCUACAUCAAGAACCACGAGGGCGGGCUGAGCACCAGUGAGUUCUUUGCCUCUACUCUGACCCUAGACCAUCUGGGGAGGGACCCUGUGCCCGCCAGCCAGACACAUAGGACCAAGUUUAUCUAUAACCUGGAAGACCACGAGUGGUGUGAGAACAUGGAGUCCGUUUUAUAGCGACUGACGGAGGGCUCAGCUCUGUGCUGGAAGCAGAGGAUCGUUUCUUAAAAAAGAUAAAAGGUUUCCAAAAAAAAAAAAAAAAACCCUACCCAAUGCCAUCAUCCAGCACACCGACACAGGUGCACACACACACAGACACACGCACAGACACACGACCUCGGUCCCUUUCUCAAAACCAGAGCCAGACAGGAUUCAAGGGAGGAGCGGACAGGACAGCCCAGCAGGACACGGCCAGGACAGCCGCAAGCCACGGGCACUGCCAGCCCAGGGAGAGGCUGCGUGGCCUGGAAGACGGACGCACCUGCACACACCACCGGGAGGAGGUCUCCCCACCACACUGCAGGCGGGGAGGUCGCUCCCCUCUUAACUUUGGCAAUAUGGGUCGCGGUGUCGGCUCUCGGCGGGGCUCCCGGGCGACCCAUGCUGGGGUCCGGCGCUGGCACCUCCCCUGCCCCGGGCAGCACUGCCCCCCACCCCGCCCCACAGAGUGACCUCAGGAAGCCGUGGGCCUCGCCAGCUAUGACUGACCGGGCUCAGAGCCGGCGAGACCAACACAAGUCCAAGUCAUUUGCUUACAUUUGCCAAACAGUUGCCAUUUUUUUUCCAGAAAUACGAUGCACAUGAAUUUCCAGCCAUUGUAGACGACUCUGAUACUAUUUUUAACUACGUGUGGUCCCUCCGGGUCCUUAGGCCGGGUUUAUUCUGCUGGUUACUUGCACUUCUCUCCUCUCCUCUUUUUUAAUGCACCAAAAAUACAAUGUGAU
Lepus europaeus (European hare) is the source of this 2897-nucleotide messenger RNA. It is a transcript of the gene SLCO3A1, whose product is annotated as solute carrier organic anion transporter family member 3A1. The record is from RefSeq and is a predicted model, not a curated record. The transcript is spliced from 10 exons. Gene Ontology annotation, cellular component: membrane. Gene Ontology annotation, biological process: transmembrane transport; prostaglandin transport; sodium-independent organic anion transport. The coding region runs from base 1 to 2130 and encodes 709 amino acids. Gene Ontology annotation, molecular function: protein binding. NCBI's taxonomy places the organism in Eukaryota, Metazoa, Chordata, Mammalia, Lagomorpha, Leporidae.